AUGGAUAUCAAAGCAGAACCUAAUGAUCUCGGCGUAGGAGAAAUAAAAGAAACUGAAUAUAUAUUUGCUGCUCCAUUAGGCGUCGUUAAAGUAGAGCCCCCCGACGAGGAUGUUCCAGUGGAAGUGCCUGAAAUAUAUGAUACAGAAGUAAAAGCUGACAAUUUUUUCAUAACAAAAACCGACUUGGACAAAAUAAAUAAACCCAAACGACCAGUUAGGAAAACUAAGAAACCCAGUAAACAAAGAGUUACAAAACCUGUACCGGAAAGCUUAAAAUUAGUUAAUAUCAAAGAUAAUAUUAACGAAGUUAAAGUUUUGUCAGUAAAUAUAGACGAUCUCGAUGAUAUUAAAGAUGAAGUAGAUGAAGUGAAGGUUAAGGUUGAGUUAGUCAGUGAAGAUUAUGAUCUAACAAAAGCUGAAGAAACAACUCGUUUGAAUCAACCCAGCAGUAGCAAGCUUCAAAGACGAUCGAAAGGUACUAAAAGGAAAAGAAAAGUUGAAAAAUCAUCGAAGAAGAAAACAAGGUAUCCCUGUCCAGUUUGCAAAAAAAGUUUUCCUUCAACUGUUCCCCUACGAAGCCACUUCAGUUCUCAUUUCGGAUCAGUCUGGGUAGUUUGCUAUUUUUGCGGUAAGCUCUCGUUUACCAAAAACGAUUUUAUCCAACACUUCUUUAAACAUUUCACAAAGUCACAUUUGACAGAGCUCAAGCAGAAACAGCCGGGUAAUUUCGCUAAAAAGAAAAAGAUUGCUAACGGAUUGAGAAAUAAACGGAAAAAAGAGUCUGAGUAUAGUAAAUUAGUAUUUAGAUAUUAUAUAAACUUUGUUAGUAGGUUUAAGAAAAGGAUGUUUUCCUUUAACCAGAUGUUUAAAGAUCACUUUGACUUUUUUGCGAAUCUCAUAGCACCUCCUGAAGAUCCUGAAGCUCCUGAGAAGCCUUUUAAGUGCGAAAUUUGUGAUAAAGGCUACACACGAAAAGCGGCUCUUAAAAACCACGUUGCGACUCACAGUAACGAGACUGUGUUUAGUUGUGAGUUGUGCCCCAAAAAGUUCGCCGUUAAACGACAUUUGACGAAACACGUCAAUAAUCACGCGGUAGAAAAACCGUUCAAGUGUGAGAUUUGCUUGAAGUCUUUUCUAUACAAGAACGAAAUCAUUCGCCAUCAUCGAGUCCAUACAGGUGAAAAGCCGUUCAAAUGUGACGUUUGUGGCCAAGGCUUCACGCAACAAUCGCAAAUUCCUCGUCACAUGCUCACUCAUACCGGAGAGAAGUACGAGUGCAAUGUUUGUUUUAAGUCGUAUACGCAAAAAUGUACACUAACGGCGCACAUGAAACGUCACACUGGAAAAGAUCUCUUCACCUGCCCCGUAUGCUCGAAACAGUUCGUUCAAAACGUCGAACUAAAACGACAUUUAACCAUACACAGUGCUAAAAAACCAUUCGAGUGCGAGAUUUGCCAAAAGGGCUUCAGUCAAAGAUCCUACUUGAUCUAUCACAUGAAUCUCCACACCGGCGAAAGACCGUACAAGUGUGACAUCUGCGGCAAAACUUUCGCCCAGCUGCCGAUCCUCACCGGUCAUUUAAAAAUACACACGGGAAUAAAACCGUUCGAGUGCCAAACUUGUUUGAAACGAUUCUUGAAGAGAUCCAAACUGGUGCUGCACAUGAAGACCCACACCGGUGAAAAGUCCUACAAAUGCGACGAUUGUGGCAAACUGUUCGCGAAGAAAUCCAGUUUGAACUAUCACGUUAAAAUGCAUACCGGGGAGAGGUCUUUCAAAUGUGACUUGUGUCCAGAGUCGUUUCUUCAAAAAAGACUGCUGAAAACUCACUUGAAAAAACAUUCUACCUUCAUUAAAGUCGAACCCGUGUCAUAA
This is a messenger RNA of Diabrotica balteata, 1875 nucleotides long. Lineage: Eukaryota; Metazoa; Arthropoda; Insecta; Coleoptera; Chrysomelidae. The record is from the annotation of a GenBank genome assembly.